This is a messenger RNA of Macrosiphum euphorbiae (potato aphid), 822 nucleotides long. The record is from the annotation of a GenBank genome assembly. NCBI's taxonomy places the organism in Eukaryota, Metazoa, Arthropoda, Insecta, Hemiptera, Aphididae.
AUGAUGCAUAGUUUUAGGAAAAUAUUAAUAUUAUAUGCACAGACUUCUGAAGAGGCACAAGAAAAAUAUGUUGAAACUAUGAAUAUAAAAAGUAACUAUCCUAUGUGGCAAAAAUAUAUCACAGUUCAUCACUGGAAAUGCAAAGAAAAGUGGUGUUUAGCUUGGAGGGAUCAUACUAAUAGAGGCCAUCAGACCAACAACUUUAGCAAAGUAUCAGUGAGAAUUUUUAAGGAAAAUGUAUUAGGUUGUGUGAAAGCAUACAAUGUAAUUUCAUUGAUUGACUUUUGCUGUACAAAAUUGGUGGAAUACUAUAAAAAUUUUUUUUUAGAAUUUUCAAAUGAAAGAAAUUCUACUGCUCAACUGUUUUUUAAAAAUUUAAUUAAAAAAACUGAUUAUAUCACCAAAGAAGAGAUUACUGUAGACAAUGAAGAAUUUUAUGUCCCAAUAACCAUAGAAGACAAAUACUUUAUAGCAAAACUGGCAUUAGGUGAAAAAGUACCAAAUAAGACAUUUUAUGAGGGCUUAUUACCUACAGAAGUAAUUCAUGAACAGUCACUUGUAUCGCAUGACUUUCAUCAAGAUAUUGAUUAUGGUGAUGAUGCAAAUAAAAAGAGUUCAACAGAAAAUCCCAAACAUAGAAAUGGAGCGUCAAUCAAAGUACAACCAACAACAAUAGCUAGGAGAAGACCAUGGGUUACUAGAGGAAGUAAACGUUUGCUUGCAGGUAGACCAGCAACAACUGAUAGUAACCGUCCCAAAAAGAAGCCCAGAAAUUUACAGCGUAACAUUAGAAAUUGUGUGACUAAUUCAAAAUCACAUUAA